Arabidopsis lyrata subsp. lyrata is the source of this 798-nucleotide messenger RNA. Its product is annotated as putative ribosomal-protein-alanine acetyltransferase. Lineage: Eukaryota; Viridiplantae; Streptophyta; Magnoliopsida; Brassicales; Brassicaceae. Bases 179 to 691 code for a protein of 170 amino acids. Gene Ontology annotation, molecular function: acyltransferase activity, transferring groups other than amino-acyl groups. The transcript is spliced from 2 exons. The record is from RefSeq and is a predicted model, not a curated record.
AGAUUGUGUUCUUCUGGUUACUGCUGGUUUCGUUCAUUUCUUUUUCUGAGGACUAAAUUGUCAUAAAACUUAAACUUGUGGGCCAUUUCAUAAUUUCGAAUAAUUUCUAAAAGUCGCCGCCGUCACUAAACACGAUUCAUCAAAUGCGAUACCUUAUUCGCGCACACCUUGCGAAUAAAUGAAUCAAACAUCCACAAAAUCGAAUCUUUCUACAAUGGAAAAGGGAAUUGUAGUAGAACUGAUUAGAGGGUCGACCAAUUUGACCAAAGUUGUGGAAGAUAUCGUGAAGCUGGAGAAGAAAACGUUCCCUAAACACGAAUCUCUCGCUCAAACUUUCGACGCAGAGCUGCGCAAGAGAAACGCCGGUUUGCUAUAUGUGGAAGCCGACGGAGAAACAGUGGGCUAUGUUAUGUAUUCUUGGCCAUCUUCACUUUCCGCUUCCAUCACCAAGCUCGCAGUGAAGGAGAAUUGGAGGAGACAAGGUCAUGGAGAAGCAUUGUUGAGAGCGGCUAUCGAAAAGUGCAGAAGCAGGAAGGUGCAACGGGUUUCACUUCAUGUCGACCCCACGAGAACUUCUGCCGUGACUCUGUACAAAAAACUUGGGUUCCAAGUAGACUGUCUGGUGAAAAGCUACUACUCUACCGAUAGAGAUGCUUACAGAAUGUACCUAGAUUUUGAUGACUCCAUUUAGAUUCAUUGGAUUUGGCUGGUGAAUGUCUGAAUGAUAUGCCUUGUACUGUUGUACACACUCAUUGAUUACUUCUCUACAUCAAUAUAUGUCUAGCAACUUCUUCAUGA